AUGGGAGAGACCUUGAAGUGGCUGGUGCGCACCGUGCGGGAGAUACAGCAGGCCCAGGAGGCGGACAGACAGGCACUGAUGACGUGGCAGGCGGACAAACAACGGGCCCUUCAGGAGUUCAUCAGGGAGCAUUCGGCAGCCCGGCAGCAGAUGCUACAGAGGGUGGUGAGUCCGGCACCCGGGGAUGGAUCCGGGCUGCCAGGGUGGGGGCUUUGCAAGAUGGGCCCCAUGGAUGACCCCGAUGCAUUCCUGGGGACAUUCGAACUGGUGGCUACGGCUGCCGGUUGGGAAUGGGAAACCUGGGCCCUGUGGCUAGCCCCAUACCUGCGGGGAGAGGCCCAAGCUGCAUUCAUGGCUGUGGGCGAAACCCAGGCUAGAGACUACGAUGUGGUAAAGACCACAAUGCUGGAUCGGGUAGGACUCUCAGCCGAGAGAUAUCGCCAGUGGUUCUGGGAGGCCCGCUGGACGGAGGGCCUGCGGCCCAGGGCAUUCACCCAGAGAUUGACCGACUGGGCCACCCACUGGCUGAGGCCCACAGCCCAAACCAGGGAGGAAAUUCCAUAUUCCCACCAGCACAGCACGGGGACAGGAUUUCCCAUUCUCAAACCUGAGCUGAUCGCAUGGCUGGAACGAGGACAAGAGCCAUGGGUGCCCGAUCUCCAGGCCUGCGAGGAAAGAGAGAUCCCGAGAGGCACCUACACAGGAUUGGAACUGGAGACUCUGUCACUGGUUCCUUUAAAGAAGAACCCCAACGCCGUAGUGGUGUCUGAAAAAUACAACCUGAAGCCGAUGCCGAUGAAGAGACAGAGCAUGUCCGCCCCCUCUGGAGACAAUCUACCAGUAGAGAAGAAAUACAAGCCUCUGAACACCACCCCCAACAGCACCAAGGAAAUCAAAGUCAAGAUCACCCCUGCGCAGCCAAUGGAGGGCUUGGGCUUCCUGGAUGCCCUUAACUCUACCCCCAUCCCGGGGAUCAAGAUCAAAAAGAAAGUCUUGUCUCCUACUGCAGCCAAGGCGAGCCCGUUUGAAAGGAAGCCAGUCCCAGAAGUGAGCGCUGUUAAACCAUCCUCUCCAGAACCUGGUACUGCAUCCAAGCCCAUGGAGGUGGAUCAGCCCAGCAUUCCUGUACCGGCAGUAGAGGUCCCAGAACUGAUGGAGGCCGCCUCGUCCGAGCAGAACUCAGACGCCAAGCCCUCCGAGAGCACCGCUAACUCCACGCGGCUUACCAAGAAGGGCAAGAAGAAGACAGUGACUUGGCCUGAAGAGAGCAAGCUGCGGGAGUACUUCUACUUCAAGCUGGAUGAGACUGAGCUAGUCAACAUGAACAAGAUCAAGGACUUUGGCGAGGCAGCCAGGCGGGAGAUGCUGAUGGACCGGCACGCCUUUGAGACCGCGCGCCAGCUCAGCCACAAUGCCCUGAAAAAGAAGGUGCCCUGGGUUUACCCCAAACUCAUUGACCUUCCUAGCCCCCUGGUGCAGCUGGGCAGCGGCAGCCGUGAGAAGUUCACCCAGGCCGAGAGGGAGAAGGGCAUACUGCAGGAGAUCUUCCUCUCCAAGGAGAGCGUUCCAGACAGUCCCCAUGAACCCAGCCCGGAUUCGUACGAACCCCUGCCGCCCAAACUCAUCCCGCUCGACAAGGAAUGCACCAUGGACAAGGCCGCCUACCAAGAAGGAAUCAACCCGGCUGCCGCCUCGCAGUCUCUCGGCGGAUCCUGGGCCUCCAAGCUGCCUUCAGUGCGGGCCAACCUGAUGCCGGGCCCCGUGCUUCCCAAGAGCCCUCGGGACCCCAACCCCAGCUCCUCCAUAAACGUGCAGGAGAUCCUCCCCUCCAUUGCUGCGUAGCCUGACUGACUCUAUAGGCUCCCCAUAGUGGGAGAGUCCGGCACCAAAAGGGGCGGGCCCAAUAACCGCAAGACGGAGGAGUUAAUGAAGCAGCCAGAUUGCUCAGACAAGAUGAAACACUUGCUUGGCAACCUCCAGACACAGCCCCCGGGGCCCUCAGGAGGUCCCCAUGGUGGCCCUGGGGGUCCCAACAUGCUCCCAGGUCCCAGCAUGCCUAUGGGGCCCAGGAUGAUGGGCCCUCGCCCUCCCCAGCAAG
Chelonoidis abingdonii (Abingdon island giant tortoise) is the source of this 2098-nucleotide messenger RNA. The record is from RefSeq and is a predicted model, not a curated record. Lineage: Eukaryota; Metazoa; Chordata; Testudines; Testudinidae.